Molecule: messenger RNA, 438 nt
Organism: Angiostrongylus costaricensis
Lineage: Eukaryota; Metazoa; Nematoda; Chromadorea; Rhabditida; Metastrongylidae
Source: the annotation of a GenBank genome assembly
AUGGAAGCCACUAGAGAUUACGAACGAUAUUUGGCCGAAAUGCAACAAAGGAUUAUUGAUCGGCCAUUAAUUUUGGAACGACAAUCAAUAAUCGCUCAGAAGCAGAAAUUCAUUCGAAUGUACGAUGAACGAAUGGCUUCUGUUGGAAAGGGUCCUAUUAGAAGCCAGAGUGACCUAGCAAAACGACACGAUUCCGAUUUCUCAGCGGACACGUACUCGAUAAAGUCAAAGACAGAAGCGGAUGCAGCAGAAGAAUACCACAGUGAUGAGUUUGAAAACGAAAGUGGACCAUCGGAGAAGAACAAACGGUCAAGCAGCUCGAUAUCUUCGUCUGUUGGCACUUCACCCACCACAUCACAUUCGAAAAGCUCUUCAUUGAGUAAUACGGAAAGUUCUCCAUCGACAAAGCCGACAGCGUUAGAAAACGGCACUUCUUAG